CUGUCGUUUCUCGUUUCUUGUCUGUCAAUUGAAGUAACUUAUUACUGUGUUGUACAACAUUUAUUUAUUUACAGUUUUGGUGUUUAUUGUCAUACGUUUAGGUAUUAGAUUUUUAUUGUGUUACAUUACAACAUCCGAAAUGUUUCCACUAGAGUUUCGUAUGAGCGAUAUCUUUGGUCAACACACGAGAGUUGACUAUCCCAACUACCUAGGCCUAGUUAAUUAGAUGAAGCAGUAGGCUGUAUGACUAACUUACAUUUAUCAAGGGAAUCUUAAGAUCUCUUAUAUCAAGAUGCCUUUGAGUGCAGACAUAUCAAGUGCUCUUCAGCUGUUGGAGCACAUACAACUCACAAUCAACCAAAGUGACGACGUGAAGCUACAAGCUCAGACUGCCGAUGACCUCAACUUCCUCAUAUCAUCAUUGGAAAAUCCAAUCCUACGCAGUAUUGUUACCUUACAAGAUUCGCUGAGUGAGUUGAAUGGCCAGCUGCAGCAGCACCCGUCCAUUCUUCCCGUAGACUUUGACAUCGGGCUGGGCGGAGACCUGAUAUUGAGUGUACCUCCACCACUGUAUGAGGCAGAUUAUGUCCCCGCCACUACUCCCCGCACUGAGUUUGAUGAUCAGAGAGUUCCGGUGGCCAAGCUGUCUCAGAGCUCUUCAGGCGACUCACCUUCACCUCAGAUUGUGAGUCCGGCUCCUGAGGACACUAGUCUGCCACCGAUCACAACUCCGUCAUACGCCCUUGAGUUCCAGAAGGCCAUUGAGCAGUCGUCACAUGGAAGAGAAGUGCAGACGAUAAAGCUGAUGAAACCUGAAGGAGGAAGUCUGGGCUUCAGCGUGGUCGGUUUGAAGAGUGAAUUUGAGGGAGAGCUUGGAAUAUUUGUGCAAGAAAUCCAACCCGCCAGUGUUGCUGGAAGAGAUGGGAGAUUGCACGAGGGUGACCAGAUACUGGCCAUCGAUGGACAACCCCUGGACUCCAACAUCACUCAUUACCAGGCCAUCAACAUACUGCAGAAGGCCAGAGGACUGGUGGAGCUGGUGAUCGCACACUACGACUGUCCAGAGCCACGACCAGCCAGCGCCGUAUCCGACUCUUCCAAAGCUGGCUCUGACAUGCUGAACACAGAGUGGGCGCAGGUAGAGGUUAUUGACCUAGUCAACGAUGGGUCAGGACUGGGGUUCGGCAUCAUCGGAGGUCGCAGUACUGGUGUGGUGGUCAAGACCAUUCUACCUGGAGGUGUGGCAGACAGGGAUGGCAGGUUGCAGAGUGGAGAUCAUAUUCUGCAGAUUGGAGAAGUCAAUCUCCGAGGGAUGGGCAGUGAGCAGGUGGCAGCAGUGCUCCGUCAGUCUGGCAGUCAUGUGAGACUUGUGGUAGCUCGUCCUGUCGAACCAACAUCGCCAGAAUACCAGGCCCUGGACAGCCAUGCCCCCAUAGUACCUACCAAGCUCCUAGGAGACCCUGAAGAGUUGGACAGACAUCUGGUGCAGAACGGAUAUCCCGAGGUCACCAUCCCAUACGACAACUACGUCGAUCUACAGAGUCAAGACGCCCUACAGGUGAUGGACGUAGUGCGGCCGCCGCUCCCUACCACCCCUAUGCCUCUAAUCACAGCCCCUUCCCUGCCUUUGCUCACCCUAGACAUGCUGCCACCUCAAACACAGCUGCCGGAGAUGGAGAAGUUCACGGUUGAGAUACAGAAGGAUACCCAUGGUCUCGGCAUCACCAUCGCCGGAUAUGUGUGCGAGAAAGAGGAUCUCUCAGGUAUCUUUGUCAAGAGCAUCAGUGAAGGCAGUGCUGCCGACCUCUGCAAGAAGAUUCAAGUCAACGACCGAAUUGUAGAGGUGGAUGGCAAGUCUCUACAAGGCUACUCCAACUUUGAGGCUGUAGACUUGCUGAGGGCCACAGGACAGAGUGUGAGGUUGACAUUGGAGAGGUAUCUGAGAGGUCCCAAGUUUGAGCAGUUGCAGCAGGCCAUCGCUAAUCAGCAGCUGAAGCCACCCACUCCUAAUUCACCCUCUGCCAUGUCGCUACCCAAGUACCAGCUUAGUAUGGAUGGAGAAUCAGCAGAAGUGGAGGUAGAGCCGGAAGCUGAGUCACAGACCACCAUAGACUCAGCCGUGUUGGCUGAGGCAGCAAAUCAUGAGAUCAAUGUAGAAGACAUAGAGCUGCUGAUAGAUGAGGAUUAUGAUGGUCCUCUCAAGCCAACAGUGGAAGCUGCCAUCAAAGCCAAGUGGAACAAGAUCUUAGGACCUGACGUUGACAUAGUGGUAGGACAGCUGUGCAAGUUUGGUGAAGGAGGAGGUCUGGGGAUUAGCCUAGAGGGUACUGUAGAUGUGGAGGACGGUCAGGAGGUGAGACCUCAUCACUACAUCAGGUCCAUCCUACCUGAGGGACCCGUUGGACAGAACGGCCAACUGAAGAGUGGGGAUGAACUGCUAGAGGUCAACGGUCACCGUCUGCUGGGGAUGAACCACAUCGAGGUUGUUUCCAUCUUGAAGGAUCUCCCGGUGAAUGUGAGGAUGGUCUGUGCUCGAAGGUCUCCGGACUCUACACCUUACCGCCUCAUUGAUACGUCCCAAGACAAGGCUGCCUUUGCCGCUAGGAGUCUUCUCGGUGGCAGUUUGCAGAACCUAAUCCCUGCUAUGGAGAGGCUCGUCAAAGCCAAAUCGGACGGCUCAUUGGCGUCCACCACCACAGCCACCACUGAGCCCAGUCUUAGCAAGCUCAAGAGCCGUUCGCUGGAGCCUCUCACAGGCCUCGCUAUGUGGAGCAGCGAGCCGCACAUCAUCGAGCUGGUCAAGGGAGAGCGCGGUCUGGGCUUCUCUAUUCUCGAUUACCAGGACCCAAUGAACCCGAGCGAGACGGUGAUCGUAAUACGAUCUCUGGUGCCGGGCGGAGUGGCGCAAAUGGAUGGCCGACUAAUCCCCGGUGAUCGUCUGUUGUCCGUCAACGACGUGUCGCUCGACCACGCCUCACUAGACCAGGCCGUGCAGGCUUUGAAGGGUGCUGCGAAGGGAGCGGUGAGGAUCGGAGUUGCCAAACCGCUGCCAAUACCCGACUCUGUCAGCCAUAGUCAGCAAGAGUUCCUGGAAGGAUUGAGCCAGGCGACACCCACCCUGGACGACCAUUCCAUGUAUUCGUGCUCCGGCUCAUUGCCUUCUGACCUGGAAGAGGACGAAGCCCCACCUGCCCUCCCCACCUCUCCUCCGCCAGACACAGACCUUCUGAGUGAUGACGUCAUGCUGGAGUCUCACACGCCAGACACUCUGUUAUCAGUGGAUGGUGUCGUUGACCUGGAAGCUGACAAAUCAGUGCCUUUGCCCUCCGAGCUUGAGCAAGAGAUCAAGAUACACAAGGGUUCUGAACCCUUAGGACUCAGCCUAGACUGUGCCGAGGAUGGUGAUGGGAUGGUGGUGUCGGAAGUGUUGCCAGGUGGCGCAGUGGACAAGGACGGUCGGAUCCGGGUUGGUGAUCUAGUACUGAGCAUCAACAACGAGAGCUUACGACACGCUACUCCUGCGCAGUGUAGAGCGAUACUGCGAAGGGCCCAGCUCAUCACUACGGACAUCAAUGUUCGGUACGUGCCGGCUCCAACUACUUUGGAUUACCGGAAGACUUCGCUGCAAGUUGAGUCGUUUGCGGCUCCGGUCAAAUCCACUGUUGUCACUCAAAUCUCCCCUAGGAUAUUUCCAGACUACUACAGAUCGCCCUACAUCACCCAAGAGGUGACGGUCCAAGUUCCGUCAGUCCCUGUGGUUAUCCCGAGUGAUCAGCUGUCACCCACCAGCGUUCUCUCUGAAGGCAACGAGUCAUUCGUCGACUGCGACAGCAAACGAACCGACAGUCUCUCAGACGACCGGGAGCCGUUUAGAGAGCCUGAAAGUGACAUUAAACUUAUUGAGGAACCUGCCGAGGCGAAAGUCGGCGAAUCCGAAGUUGAAUCGGAAGUGAUAGAGAGGACAGAAACCGUUAUAGUUUUAGAGUCGCCUCUUGAGAAACUCUCACGAGAAUCGGUAGAAAGUGUUGAAAGUGUUGUGUCAGACAGAUCGUUGUCGGUGGUGAGUGGAGAAAUAAGAAGGACUUCUGUGAUAGACCCUCCCUCGGGGUUUCAGACUAGCUCGCCUUCCUCUAGGGAAGACCUUCGCGAGGAACUCGAACCUGAAACUUGUGAAACUGAACCUGAAGUUUGUGAGGAAACUUGUGUGGAAGUUGAAACUUGCGAAUCUGAAGUUGUUCAUCCACCCAUUGUUGAAGUCCCGCCGUGGACUCGAAGUGACCUUCGCACUUCGUCCAAGCUCUUCCGAGGACAAAGUGUAGAUAAUCGUCAGAGGUGUUCUUCAUUGACGAUAUCACGGUUAAUCGCACCUUUAAUCAUUCCUGUGAUAUCAGUACCUGUUAUACGAUUACCUGAAGAAGAUGAGGUUGACAGCUCAGUCAGUGUAAUACGUCGUGGUCAGCUGCUGAGGUCAGCCAGCACAGGUCAAGAGGUCGAUGCUGUAGGUCUAGACAACAUGACAGUGACCAACACAUCACAGUCCCAAUCCUCAGUGUUGUUGGCCAAACAUUGGGGACCGGAACGCAACGUCCAUGUGCUGAGAGAACCAAACUGCAGUCUGGGCAUCAGCAUAGUAGGUGGCAAGGUUGACUUGUACAAUGCCGGAGGUGACAGUGGCUCAGCCAUUUCUGGUAUCUUCAUCAAGAACGUCCUGCCCCAAAGUCCUGCAGGACGCACAAACGAACUCAAGACGGGUGACCGUAUCUUGGAGGUGGAUGGUAUUGACCUCCGCACGGCCAGUCAUGAGAGAGCUGUGGAAGUGAUCAGGGCCGCUGGCAACCCCGUCAGGUUCUUGGUGCAGUCUCUAGUACAGUGGAGUGUUGACAGUGAGAAUGAAGGAGCCUCAGGCUACAAUUACAGCCGAGGGAUGUCUGUGAAGAAGAAGGCUCCUGCUCCACCUUCACCUACAGAUCUACUCAAGGCCACCCCCUACCCCAUCCCUCAGGCUCGUACACCUACCCCUGAACUGAUACAGGAUGGCUGGUCAGAUGGGAGGAGGCAGAGUCAGCAGGGUGGUCGUAGAGCCUCUACUAAGGCCCCAGCCCCUCGCCAGGCCUCUGUCAAGAAGUACUCAUCAUCCGAGGAGAGUGAUGACGAGGAGGACACUCGAGACAUGGAGGGCCGCAUAUACACCAAGAAGGGAGUAGAGAUAUCUCGUGCGAGUGCGGGCAACGUAAAGCGAACGAAAGAAGAAAUAGAUGCUGACCCAGAAGAGGAGGAUGACUUCGGCUACACGCAAAAUAAAGUGAAAAAGAAGUAUGGGAACCUGGGGCCGGGCGUGGUCAUGGUGCAGCUGGAGAAGGGCCACCAAGGGCUGGGCAUCAGUCUGGCCGGGCACAAGGACCGCAACCGUAUGGCAGUGUUCGUCUGCGGCAUCAACCCCAAGGGCUCUGCCUUCAAGACCGGGGGAAUCUGCGUGGGAGAUGAGAUACUCGAGGUGAAUGGAGUGGUCCUACAUGGAAGAUGUCACUUGAAUGCCUCAGCCAUUAUCAAGGGUCUGCCCGGCCCCACGUUCAAAGUCAUAGUUCUAAGGAAGGAUGAAGGUCUAGAAAGCCUAGCAGUCAAGCCUAUAACGCAAUUCCCCGUCUCACUCGAUGAUGAGACGCCCGAGCAGAGAUACGCCAACUUCAAAGGUCUUCGAACAGUUAACAUCAAGAAGCCCAGUUUUACGGAGAGUGGAGCCACCUCCCCUACCCAGCAGACCGGCCAGGGUCUGGGUAUCAUGAUCAUUGAGGGGAAACAUGCUGAAGUUGGGCAAGGAAUAUUCAUUUCUGACAUCCAAGAAGGCAGCGCAGCAGAGCAGGCUGGGUUGGUAGUUGGAGACAUGAUUCUUGCAGUCAACAAAGAUACCCUAUUAGGCUCUAACUAUGAUGCAGCUGCAGCGCUUCUCAAGAAGACAGAAGGUGUAGUGACUCUAGUUGUAUGCAACCCCAACAAACCUAAAGCUGAAGAGAAGACGGACGCUGCUGCACCGAGAAGUCCGACUCCACAACCACCUAAGGAACCAGAGAAACCAAGACUGACUGACCCCGCCACCCUGGCAGAGGAGCCGCCAGCAGACCCAGCUACUGCCCCCGUCACCCCUGGAAAGGAGAGCACCAUAGAGAUCAACAAGGACAAAAUGGGACUGGGGCUGAGCAUAGUGGGCGGUUCCGACACAUUGCUGGGAGUUAUCAUCAUUCACGAGGUGUAUCCUGACGGAGCUGCAGCCAAGGAUGGUAGACUCAAGCCUGGAGACCAGAUACUGGAAGUGACAAGUGAAGAUUUCCGCAGCAUCACCCACAGCAAGGCCCUCGCUGCUCUUAGACAAACACCUGCCAAGGUUAAAAUGGUGGUGUUCAGAGAUGAAGCUGUAGUCAGUGGCAAGGAGGAAGAACUGAUGGACAUUAUGGAGAUCGAACUGACGAAGAAACCGGGUAAAGGUCUCGGUCUGAGCAUCGUUGGUAGAAAAAACGGCCCUGGGAUAUUUAUUUCUGAUGUUGUCCAGGGUAGCACGGCUGGUACUGAUGGUAGACUGAUGAAAGGAGAUCAAAUACUCUCAGUGAACGGACAAGACCUUAAGAAUUCAACACAGGAGGAAGCAGCCGCAGUGUUGAAAACAGCAGCUGGCAAAGUCACCAUGAAAUUAGGCAGAUUAAAAGCCAGGCCGGGUUUUGAGCGUCCUCCACCCGUCGUAACUAACGGAGUAUCAGAGAUCAUCGAUAGUUCAACUUCUUCCUCAGGAUUACGAAGACAUUUUGCUACUUUUUCGCUCCGCAAAAAAAAAUCAAAGUGAUUUUUUGUGGAAAGUGUCAAAACAGUAUUUUUCUUGUUACCUGUGAUUUUAGAACAUUUGGUUUCAUUGUAAGUUAGGAUUUCUAAAACAGUGGUAUCACACUUACUCAGGUUUAUAUCAGUUUUUUUUUACUUGUUGAUGGUUUGUACUGUUUCUAGACUGUUAUCUAGCUUUGUUUGCAACAGUUGUCCCUGUUUCCAUAUUUGAGAACCUAGUAUCGUAACCCCGAUAUGUACGGGACUAGCUUGUAAUAUGGACUUGGCUUAAUCUGGACACGAUUUGAGAGCAGUUUUUAAAUAUUUUACAAAGUUAGGAUGUGCUAUUGUAAACUACACAGCUACUGCACAUUAAUGUCAGCAUAUAGCUAGUAUUUCGAUUUUUAAUUUAGAACACGAUAUUCAAGUUUUGUUGCAAAUAUUGUUUUAUUAUAAAACCCUGUUUUUGUUCACAUUACAAUUAUUUAAAACCUAAUAUGCAUUUGCACCAAACCACAUUACUUUGAAUCCAAAUUAGUCUGGAUUAAGAGAGUUUACUAUAUUUUAAAGUUGCUCAAAGUAACUUUAAAUUUCUUUCUUCAAUGUACUUUAUUUAUUAGUUUUUACGCUAAACAAAGUACUGGCUCUAAAAUGUAUUAGGCCUACCAUUUAAAAUGAGUUAUUGUUCAUUCAUAAAAAAGCACAACAACAUAACGCUAAACAAAUUUGUAAUAAUAAUAGGCCUAAUGAUUUUGUAUAUCUGUUCGGUCACAAAUUGUUACUUUAUUUAUUAAGCAUACCGUAUAUUUUCUUUUGUUUUCUUUUGAUUCCAUUCCAUUAAUGUUGUUUUCAAACUCCUAGUAAAAUAAAUAAACAAAAUAUCUUUUUCAGUCUUCAGUUUUUUUUUAAGUUUUUUUUUUAUUUUAUCGUUAUGAACCAUGUUUAUUUUGUAUUUUAUUCCAAUGUUUUCAAUAUUCAAACCAAAUCCUGAAUCAAAUUGUUUUCAUACGUUGAGUGGUAGUUUUCAAUACUUUUUUAGUUUACUUGUAUUUAUUGGCUGAUCCAACGAAUUUGUUAGCUUUAUUUUGCAUUGUAAGAUUUUUGUGAUUUAAUUGUACAGUAAAUGUUAUACUUUGUUCAGCUUUCGGUUGUAUGUAUUUAAUUUUACAGUCAAUGAGAUGUAAGAUUAGAUUACUUGUGUUAUCACAAAAUAAGAACCUCAAUUAUUUAGGUGCAUGUAUACCUAGCGGUGGGUUAUUAUUUCUUGUUAGUAAAAUUUCAGUGUCAAAAAGUACCAAUAAUCUAGGAAACUUUCAAGUUUUUAAUCCAUACUGAUUCUAUGCUGAUUGGAUCUAGGAAAAUAUAAAAUAAAAUUUUAUACCUAUAUUUUAUGCUGUUGCAAAGUAUUUUAAUGUUUUUUUUUAUGUUUUUAACUGUUCUUUUUUUAAUAAAAUUUUAUUAGGUACAUAUAAUUUGAUAAGAGAAAAACUGUAUUUGGGGACAAAAAAUGUAAAGAAUAUUCAACUAAAUUGAAACCUAUUCUAGUUUCUAAAGAAAGCAAUAUUUUUUCACUAAUAACUAUGGAUUUAUUUAACUCAUUCAAAUUACCCUGGAUCGAGGUUUUAAAGUAUUCCUACGCUUCUAAGUUCUAACAAAAAGUAAUGUAUGAGUUUUGGGUAGUAUUGCAUAUUAAUUUUUUUACAUUGGUAUAUUUUUCUGUAAUAGAUUUUAUCUUCUAUUACUAAUCCCUGUGAGUAGUCAAAAUUUUUGAAGAGG
Messenger RNA from Macrosteles quadrilineatus (aster leafhopper), 8583 nucleotides. Its product is annotated as multiple PDZ domain protein-like. The transcript has 47 exons. Gene Ontology annotation, molecular function: protein binding. The record is from RefSeq and is a predicted model, not a curated record. Lineage: Eukaryota; Metazoa; Arthropoda; Insecta; Hemiptera; Cicadellidae. The coding region runs from base 293 to 6832 and encodes 2179 amino acids.